AUGCAGCGGAAGUACGCGAUCUUUGAGGCAAUCCGGUCCGGCGACCUACGCCUUGUCCGCGCCGAGCUCACAGCGACACCGGCUUGCGUCUAUGAAAAAUCAAUUACGGGAGCGUUGCCGUACGAAGUGGCGGUGGACUGCCAUCGCUGGGACAUGGUUUUGGCGCUACUGCAGCACGACCCCAACCAGCUCGCACCGACCAAAAGCCCGUGCCUCCUCGCCGCCGCCAUCACCCAGAGCGUACCCGAGUCGGUCUUGAUCGAGAUCGUUCUUGCCGCGCCCGACCACGUGUGUCAGCCGCUCGACGACCUCUUGCAGAAGCGAACCGAGUACCCGAUCCAUGCGGUCAUUGCCGCCGGCCUCUCGGACACUCUCGACGUCAUCUUGCUCCACUGCCCGCACCAACUCGCCAUCUGUGACGACGACGGCAACUCGCUCGCGCACUUGAUCUGUCAGUCCUCCACCUUGUCGCUGUCCGUGGUGGCCACGCUCGCCGCGCUCCGGCCGCGUCUCUUGCAAGCGAUCACGACCAAUGACGACAACCAGACGCCGCUCCACUGCGCCAUCGAGAGCCGUUGCGCAUCGCCCGCCAUGCUGGCGUCGUUUCAAGCCGCGCACUCUGGUGAAAAUCACACAUCCAUCUGCUUGGUGCGAGACCGACAAGGCUAUCUACCACUGCACGUUGCGAUGGCCGAGCGCCAGUGGACUACGAUGGCCGCGCUCGCAACCUGGUGCCCCGAGACCGUCGCCGAGACCGACCCCGUUGGAGACCUCCCGAUCCACGUCGCUGCUGCGUAUCGGCAAUGGGACCUCGUUGAGACGCUCGUGCAGCUGGCACCGGCCACGGCAUCGCGUCGGGACCGGCUUGGUCGGUCGCUUCUCGCCGUCGCUCUCGGUGGGCAAGCGUGGCACUGCGCCAAGAUCCUCGUCGGGCUCGAAUUGGACCCGCUCCCGACCUACGACGUCGAUGUCGUCAUCCAGUUUGAGCAGUGGGAUCUAGCCGCGAUGCUCUUGUACGCGAUGCGCGAGCCGUUGGUCGAUCCCCAGCACACGCUGUACCUCUGCUGCAAGUAUGGCGCGCCGUCGUACAUUCUCGGGGCCGUCGCGCCCACCGUCGCUACCAUCGAAGCCAUCAAGCCGCUCGACAUUGCGCUCAAGCACAAGCAUUGGGAGACUGCCGCGUGUGUCUUAUCGCUGCACGUAGCGAGCGCCCGCAUCAAGAACGCAACGCGGCUCUUGCCACUGCAAGUCGCGGUUGCUCAAGAGGCGCCACCGUGGCUGCUCCAGCGACUCGCAUCCGCCUAUCCCAGCGCCGCGCUCUGUGUCGAUGCCCGAGGCAAUCCGCUCGUGCACGUCAUGAGCUUACGCCAGCGAUGGGCCUGCGUCAGUGCGCUACUGGAGGCGUCGCCGCGCGUCGCCGACACGCGCGACGCUCUCGGGUUCUCGCUGCUCGAGCGCUUGAUUGAACGCAUGGCGCCAGCGACAGUGCUGCUCUGUGCGCUUGCCGCUUCGCCGUUCACGUGUUCGACCAAAGGCAUCUGGUGCUUGGCAUCCGUCCUGCAACACUAUGCACUCGCGUUGACGGGGCACGACCUUGACACCCUCACAGCGACCGUGGCCAGCCGGUCGUUCGCCGACAGCGCGGGUAACUCGGCGCUACACGUGGCCGUUCUGUCUGGCAACGUGCUCUUUUGUCGGUCGCUGCUGCGACGCGCCAACAACAUCUUCCUUCGCAACGCCGACGGCCACUCGCCGCACGCGCUCGCAAUGCAAUCGUCAAGUCUCGAGCUGCGCCGACUCUUUGAGCCCCUCGACGGCUCAGCUGGUGGCCUCCCAAACGAGUGGCUGUCGUCUACAGACUGUGAUGGGAAGACGCCGCUCGACCACGCGAUAUCGGCGGGCGCCUUGCGCGUCGUACAGUGGAUGCUGCAAAGAGGCGGCAUUGCGUCCACGCCCAUCGAGCGGCUGUCACCACACUCGGACGUGCCGCUGCCAACGCAAGCCGCGAUCCGCGCCGAGCUCACUGCUGCGCAGCACAGUCGCCUUGUGCUCCAUGGAAGAUACCUUAUCGAAGCCAUGCCGACUGACAACUCUGACGAUACCGUCAUGGUGACACGCGCGCUCGACCUGCUCUCGGGAGCGUACGUGCAACUCCGGGGAUAUCAAGCGGCCGAUACAUGUCACGCAGAGUGUGCGCACGUUCAAAGUGUCCAACGCCAGUCGCAGCGCAUCUUGGGUGUACUCGAUGCCUUCAGCGACAAGGGCAUCUACUACGCGGUCGUCUCGCAUGGCGUCGCGCCGCUGCGCACAAUCGCAGAACGCUCAAGUACCCAGCGGCAUGACAUUGCGUCCUCGCUCGUGCAGGCCAUCUACGAUCUGCACAUCCAAGCCAAAUGUGUCGCGUUAGCUCUGGCAGCCGAGAGCUUUCUCGAGACGAGCAGCUACGAGUACCAGCUCACGGAUGCCCUUGCGUGCGUCCCAAUGGAUGAGGCAGUCGCGAUCCCACGGCUCUGGACACUCUACGCUACGGCGUCAAAGCGACAGUACAUGAGUCCCUGCCUCGCUCGUCAACUGCUCCCAGUGCCCACCACGGAGAGCGCGGACGAAGGAAUCGUCGUCACACCGUCCGACAAUCUCUGGGGCCUCGGUGUCAUACUCUACGAGCUUUGGAGUGGCGCGCCGUGGCUUGAAGACCUUGAUGCGAACCUCUUCUCGGCGAUGCACGCGAUAGCGCGCCAGGCCGACGACGAGCCGAGCGCCAUCGAAACCAAAGUGUGUGCGCGCGGUCUCUCGACAGCGAUGAACCACGUGUUGUUGCAAAUGCUGCUUCCAUCGUCGCCCGGUAGCAUAACUCGCAUUCUGCACCUCGAGUACUUUGCAUCGACGCCAAACGCAUCGGCACUGCCGACCGAGCUCGACGCGGACCCAGCAGACGCAACGACGCCGACGAUGCUGCAGCGCUACUCGUCGCACGAGCUCGUCGCCCUCGCUCUCGAGUCGCACCGCCAGCAGUUUUCCAAGGCCUUGCAGCAGCAAGAAGACCAUGUCAGAGUCGUCGCCAAGACGGAGCGAAAGCUCCAGAAGCUCCAACUCGACCUCGCAACCGCCAUGGAGCGCAAGGCCGACGCCGUGUCGGCCCAACUCAGCGCGUUGGAGUCGACGCUGGCACAGCAGCGCGUCGCGUUGGCAGAGCCUGUCUCGUCUCUCCCACCAUCAAACCCUGUAGUCGAUGUUGCACCCUCCGAUGCGGUCAAGAAUGCCCCGAAUACCAACUGUGUGAGCACCGAAGAGCACAUCUGUGCGAGUUAUGUCGGGCUGCGCGUGCGCAAGGCGUUUGAGGACGGCAACGUGUACCAUGGAUCGGUUGGCUCGCUGCGGUUUGUGGGUCCGCCUAGCCGGCAAAGUGCGCUCUGGACCAUCGAGUACGACGACGGGGACAGCGAAGACGUUGCAGCCGACGAGCUCGAAGGCCUUCUGCUCGCGCCAUUGUCGCUACCAGUUCUUAUCCCACGCAAGAAGCCACGUCUGCGCGGCCACUUUGCCAAGGACGCCCCACCGAUCGGUCGGGUCGUCUGGCUUCUCGCGCAUACAAAGCUGGUGGCGACGGGUGUCGUGUGCUCACCGCCCACCGCACUGCACGUGUCCUCCGACUGCGUCGCGCUCGUCGUUCGCAAGUACUUUGCAGGUGCCGAGAGCUAUUGA
Molecule: messenger RNA, 3702 nt
Organism: Saprolegnia diclina VS20
Lineage: Eukaryota; Oomycota; Saprolegniomycetes; Saprolegniales; Saprolegniaceae
Exons: 12
Coding region: 1-3702 (1233 amino acids)
Molecular function (GO): protein binding
Source: RefSeq, a predicted model, not a curated record